GAUAAUCUCGCCUCUCUGCCAGAAAACAAGCAAGUUAACGUAGUUGUCGCGUCUUGGGCUGCUCGUCUCUGCCGAUACUUCACACAAGAAAGAUGAGAUCGCCGGCAACUCUUCCACUACUAUCUUCCGAUCGUUUGGUCGCCAUGGCGCCGUGACCUCGCCGUGCUUCAGCGAUGGCCCCGCGCUGGACCUCUGAUGACCAGACAAGACGGACCGACCGCACCGUGACUCCGACAGCCACUCCGUGGUGGUAAUCAGUUCAGUGGAGUGCCGCCACCGUCGAUCAAAAUCUUUGACCUCCCGCAUCCACCGCCAGUUCUGUCUCCCUGCAAGCAAAUCUCAGCCGCCAUUGCUCAGCUUCUGAGCAGCGGAGCGGAUCCGAGAUGGAGCCCAUCCCUCUGCUCACGCCGUACAAGAUGGGCCAGUUCGAGCUGUCGCACCGGGUCGUGCUGGCGCCCAUGACGCGGCAGCGCGCCUACGGCGGCGUGCCGCAGCCGCACGCCGCCCUCUACUACUCCCAGCGCGCCACCCCCGGCGGCCUCCUCAUCUCCGAGGCCACGCGCGUCGCGCCGGCAAGGCAGGACGAGGAGCCGGCCUCGUUCAGGGACAUGCCGGGGGUCUGGGCGCCGGAGCAGGUCGAGGCGUGGAGGCCCGUGGUCGACGCCGUGCACGCCGAGGGCGCCGUCUUCUUCUGCCAGCUCUGGCACGCCGCGGCCGCCCCCGGCGACGCCGUCAGGGAAAGGCAGCAGGUGAGCCCGCAGAUGAGCUAUGAUGGCCGCCGCGAGGAGCUCACGUCGCCGAGGAGGGUGGCAGCUGAGGACGCGCCCGGCGUCGUCGACGCGUUCAGACGCGCCGCCAGGAACGCCAUCGAUGCCGGCUUCGACGGCGUCGAGCUCCAAGGCACCAACGGCUACUUCGUCGUCGACGGCGGUGGCCCGGAGAGUCGCUGCCGGUUCGCGCUGGAGGUGGUGGACGCCGUGGCGCGGGAGAUCGGCGGCCACCGCCUGGGCCUGCGACUGGACCAGUUCACCGCAGAGCCGGACGAGCACGCGCUGGCGCUCCAUGUCGUCAGCCGGCUCAACGACCUCGGCGUGCUCUACUGCCACAUGAUCGAGCCCAAGGUGGACGGCCGGCGGCGCGUGUCCCGGCGGCUGCUGCCUUACAGGGAGGCGUUCGGCGGCACGUUCAUCGCCAGCGGCGGGUACGGGCGGGAGGAGGGCGACGCGGCCGUCGGCGAGGGGUACGCCGACCUGGUGGCGUACGGGCGGCUCUUCCUGGCGAACCCGGACCUGCCGAGGAGGUUCGAGCUCGGCGCGCCGCUCAACGACUGCGUCAGCGCCACCUUCUACGGCGCCGGCGCCGGCGCCGCCCACCCCGCCGUCGGAUACACUGAUUACCCGUUCCUAGAAUGAUCGAUGAUUGUGCUCGGAUGUUCUUUUCGGCGUAAACAAUCGACCAUGAUUUGCCUCCUCAGUGUUGUAUAUAUGAUAGUACUAAUUUUAUGGGGAUUAAGUUCAUCAAUCACCAUGAUUUGCCUCAAUGUUGUAUAUAUGAUAGUACUAAUUUUGUGGGGAUUAAGUUCAUCAAUCAAUUCGACCGUCUUGUUAAUUUGUA
Messenger RNA from Triticum urartu, 1614 nucleotides. Its product is annotated as 12-oxophytodienoate reductase 1. Gene Ontology annotation, molecular function: oxidoreductase activity; FMN binding. The record is from RefSeq and is a predicted model, not a curated record. NCBI's taxonomy places the organism in Eukaryota, Viridiplantae, Streptophyta, Magnoliopsida, Poales, Poaceae.